CCAGACGGCGGCGACUCUUCCCAGACGCCCACGGGCACGAGGUUUGGCUCCCAGGCGCGCGCCUGCCAGCCCCCGCGUGACUCUCCGCCGCUCUGCUGGGCCCUGCCCGGCUUGCUCGGGCCCGCCUGGAGAGUCACAGCGAUUCCCGUCUCGUAGCGUCGCCAGAAUUUGGCGACUGUGAAACUGAUUUCCGGUCGCUUGGGUCUCCAUGGAGAUAGCUCUUUAACCACGUUCCUCCCUUGUCACGCCUCGAACUGCACGUGGCUCGGAAAUCGCCCAGAGAAUGUUUGUGGGAAUCGGCCAAAAAGGUGUAGGUGGGAGUGAAGUGGGGUUCGAGAGGGAAGCAUGACUACUGCUGAUUCUAUUCAAAAUGGGUGCAAAGAAGAGAGAAAUGCAAGUUGCUGCACUGACCAUUUGUCAUCAAGACCUUGAAACUUUGAGAUCUUUUGCUGAUGUGGAAGGAAAGAAUCUAGCUUCUUUGCUGUUACGUUGUGUACAACUCACAGAUGGAGUGUCACAAAUCCAUUAUGUUAAACAGAUUGUGCCUUUACUGGAGAAAGUAGAUAAAAAUGGCCUGUGUGAUCCCACUAUUCAAAGUUGCUUGGAUAUUUUAGCAGGCAUUUAUCUUUCUUUGAGUCUAAAGAAUCCCUUGAAGAAAGUAUUGGCAAGCUCACUAAAUGGUCUACCUGAAUUUUUUCUAACUGAGGCUAUACAUAGUUUUACUUCUCGUCUUCUGGAAGAAUUGAAUACUACUGACUUAUACUCUUAUAGGAAAGUAAUGGACAAUGUCUCUUCCUGCAUGGAGAACUUUAACUUGGGUAGAACCAGUGUUCAUAAUCUGCUUGAAAAUGUGCUUCGUUUUCUGCAAAAGAGUUUGAUUGAAAUCCUGGAAGAAAAUAGAAAAUUUGCUGGAAAUCAUAUUGUUCAAACGCAGUUGAUGAAUGACUUGUUGGUAGGCAUUAGAGUUUCAAUGAUGUUAGUACAGAAAGUUCAAGAUUUCCAGGAAAAUCUCUGGAAGUCUUCCAGUUCUCCCGUAUGGCAAAGUAUGUGUGGAUUGUUGAGUAUUUUCACCAAACUUUUAAGUGAUGAUGAUCUAUUGCAGACUAUUCAGAGUACAUCUGGAUUAGCUAUUAUUCUUUUUAUUAAGACUAUGUUUCACCCAUCUGAAAAGAUUCCUGGCUUGAUUACCAGUUUACUUCUUCGUUCAGUGGACUGCACCAAUGUCCCUGAGUGGUUUAUGAACAGCUGCAGGAGCCUUUGUUGUGGUGACAUCGCUGGGUCAGCUCUCUUAUUCCUGUGUCAGGGGACACUUGCUAUGUUGGACUGGCAGAAUGGGAGCAUGGGCCCAUGUGGAGAGGCCCUGCUCUUGGACACUGUACAUGUUUUGUUCACCUUGAGUUCACAGAUUAAAGAGUCGACACUAGAAAUGUUUCUGUCUAGAAUCUUAGCGUCUUGGACUAAUUCAGCCAUGCAUGUCCUUGAAUCAAGUUCCCCAAACCUAAAGGACAGCCUGAAUGGGAAUUCAAGCAUAGUUGGGAGACUUUUGGAGUAUGUCUAUACCCACUGGGAACAUCCAUUGGAUGCUCUGAGGCACCAAACCAAAAUCAUAUUCAGAAAUCUUCUCCAGAUGCACCGACUCACUAUGGAAGGUGCAGAUGUGGUCACUGAUCCUUUCUUUGUGGAAUUGACUGAGAGUCUUCUGCGAUUGGAAUGGCAUAUUAAAGGAAAGUACACAUGCCUUGGCUGUUUGGUGGAGUGCUUAGGAAUUGAACAUAUUUUGGCAGUAGAUAUGACGAUUCCAUCUCAAAUCUUAGAAGUGAUGGGGGACCAAUCAUUAGUACCUUAUGCAAGUGACCUCUUGGAAACCAUGUUUAAAAAUCAUAAGAGUCAUUUGAAAUUGCACACCAUCGACAGUACUUGGAUUGACCAGUGGCAUGAGACUUGGGUUUCUCCUCUCCUUUUUAUACUGUGUGAAGGAAACUUGGAACAAAAAUCUUAUGUAAUUGAUUAUUAUUUGCCAAAAUUAUUGAAUUACAGCCCUGAAAGCUUACGGUACAUGGUAAAGAUUCUUCAGACUUCAAUUGAUACUAAAACUGGACAGGAACAGUCUUCUCCGUCCUUAGGGUCUUGUAAUAGCAGGGGGGCUCUGGGAGCUUUGAUGGCAUGUCUGCGAAUAGCUCGAGCUCAUGGACAUCUUCUGUCUGCACCUGAUACCUGGGAGAACCUUGUGUCAAGUACAAGAAUAAAGCAAGGCUUGGUUCAUCAGCACUGCCAAGUACGAAUAGAUACAUUAGGUCUGCUUUGUGAAAGUAAUCGAAGCACAGAAAUCGUUUCUACAGAAGAAAUGCAGUGGAUUCAGUUCUUUAUCACAUACAAUCUUAACAGCCAGUCUCCAGGAGUGCGGCAACAGAUUUGUUCUCUUCUUAGAAAGUUGUUUUGUAGGAUACAGGAAAGUUCUCAGGUACUUUAUAAAUUGGAGCAAAGUAGAGCCAAACAUGAACCUGAGAACAAGUUAAGCAAGCAGCACUCUUCUGUUUCUUUGCAGCAAUAUAAGAAUUUCCUGUCAUCCAUUUGCAACAGUCUUUUUGAAGCCUUGUUUCCUGGGUCUUCCUACUCAACUAGAUUUUCAGCUUUAACCAUUUUAGUCUCAAUAGCUGAAGUUUUUCAGCCCCUAGAAGGUAGAGUUUAUACAGUGUAUCAGCUGAGUGAUGAUAUUGAUGUUGGUCGUUUCCAAACACUAAUGGAAUGUUUUACCAGCACUUUUGAAGAAGUGAAAAUUUUAGCAUUUGAUCUUCUGAUGAAGUUAUCAAAAACAGCUAUACGAUUUCAGGAUUCAGGGAAAGUGCAAGCAUUAUUCCAGGCAGUGCUAGAACUCAGCACAAGCACCAAACCGUAUGACUGUGUGACAGCCUCCUACCUACUGAAUUUCUUAGUCUGGCAGGAUGCUCUGCCGUUGUCCCUGGCUGCCUGCUUACCUCAGCAAGUUGCAUGUGGUGAUGGAGAUAAGCCUGCUGCUGUGGUGGAGAGGAACACAUUAAUGGUUAUCAAAUGCUUGAUGGAAAAUCUUGGUGAAGAAAUUUCUCAGGCUGAACAUUCCCUGCUUCAGGCAGCAGCGUCAUUUCCAAUGUAUGGGCGAGUCCACUGUAUAACAGGAGUCCUGCAGAAGUUACCUCUGAACAGCCUGAAGCUGGUAGGUGAGUGGAAGCCUGUGGUGGACAAGCUCCUUUCCCUGUCGUACAGGCUUUCUGCUGUGGUGUCACCAGUCAUUCAGAGCUCUUCCCCCGAAGGCCUCAUCCCAAUGGACACAGACUCAGAGUCAGCAAACCGCUUACAGGUGAUUCUGAAUGAGAUUCAGCCACGAGAUACUAACGAUUACUUCAACCAAGCCAAAAUAUUGGAAGACUGUGAUAGCUUUGAUUUGGAGGAUUUGAAUGCCAGUGUGACCAACAUUGAUACUUCUGCAGAAAUCAAAGGUAACGAAGGAAAAACAUGUGAUGUAACUGCUCAGAUGGUGCUGGUAUGUUGUUGGAGAAGUAUGAAGGAAGUUGCUUUACUUUUAGGCACGCUGUGCCAGCUUCUACCCAUGCAGCCUAUGCCAGAAUCUUCUGAUGGAUUGUUAACAGUGGAGCAGGUAAAAGAAAUAGGAAAUUACUUUAAACAACACCUUUUACAAUCCAGACACAGAGGUGCAUUUGAAUUGGCUUAUACUGGUUUUGUGAAACUCACUGAAAUACUAAACAGGUGCCCUAAUGUGGAUCUGCAAAAGCUGCCAGAACAGUGGUUAUGGAGUGUUUUAGAGGAAAUUAAAAGCAGUGAUCCUUCAUCUAAACUCUGUGCUACAAGGCGCAGUGCUGGAAUUCCGUUCUAUAUACAGGCACUGUUGGCAUCGGAACCAAAGAAAGGCAGAAUGGAUUUGCUGAAGAUAACGAUGAAGGAGUUGAUCACUUUGGCUGGGCCCACAGAUGACUCACAGAGCACAGUCCCCCAGGUUCAUGCUUUAAAUAUCCUGAGAGCCUUGUUCAGAGAUACGCGUUUGGGAGAAAAUAUUAUUCCUUAUGUUGCUGAUGGAGCUAAGGCUGCAAUUCUGGGUUUUACGUCACCGGUCUGGGCAGUGAGAAAUUCAUCCACACUUCUCUUUAGUACCUUGAUCACAAGAAUUUUUGGAGUUAAAAGGGGAAAGGACGACCUUUCCAAAACAAAUAGAAUGACAGGGAGAGAGUUUUUCUCUCGUUUCCCAGAACUCUACCCCUUUCUUCUCAAACAGCUAGAAACUGUAGCCAACACCGUGGACAGUGAUGUGGGAGAGCCCAGCCGUCAUCCAAGCAUGUUUCUCUUGCUCUUCGUGUUGGAGAGACUCUACCCUUCCCCGCUGGAUGGCACUUCCUCGGCCCUCAGCAUGGCACCUUUUGUUCCCUUCAUCAUGAGAUGUGGUCACUCGCCUGUCUACCGCUCCCGUGAAAUGGCAGCUCGUGCCUUGGUCCCAUUUGUGAUGGUAGAUCACAUUCCUAAUACCAUCCGAGCUCUGUUGGCUACACUCCCCAAUCGCACUGGCCAGUGUUUCCGGCAAAACCACAUUCAUGGGACACUUCUCCAGGUUUAUCGUUUGUUACAAGCCUACUCAGACUCCAAACACAGGACAAAUUCAGACUUUCAGCACGAGCUGACUGACAUCACUGUUUGUACCAAAGCCAAACUCUGGCUGGCCAAGAGGCAAAAUCCAUGUUUGGUGACCAGAGCUGUAUAUAUUGAUAUUGUCUUCCUGUUGACUCGCUGCCUCAACAGACCCACCAAGGACAGCCCGCCAGUUCUGGAGAGUGUUGGCUUCUGGGAGGAAGUCAGAGAAAUUAUCUCAGGAUCAGAGCUGAUAACGGGACGCCCCUGUCCCUCCAAGGUGCCAGGCCUGCCCCAGUACCUCCAGAGCCUCACCAGGCUAGCCAUCACUGCUGUGUGGGCAGCGGAGGCCAACAGUGAAGAGCAGAAGGGGGGAGAUCCCAUCUCCCUCUCUCAGCUGUUAGAGUCUGCCUUCCCUGAAGUCCGUGAGCUGACGCUGGAAGCCCUCCUGGAAAGGUUCUCGGCAGCAGCCUCUGGGUCAGGAGAGAAGGGACUGCCACCCUCGCUAUGCAACAUGGGAGAGAUGUUCUUGCUGUUGGCAAUGAAGGAAACUCACCCUGAGUGCUUCUGCAAGAUUCUGAAAAUUCUCCAUUGCAUGGACCCCCGUGAGUGGCUUCCCUGGACAGAACACUGUGUCCAUCUGACCCCCAAGGAGUUCUCGGGCUGGACGAUGGAUAUUGCUUCCAGUGAAAGAUCUGAAAUUCAGAGUGUAGCCCUGCGGCUUGCCUCCAGAGUGAUCGCCCACCAAACGCGGGCAUGUACAGAGAGCAGGGACUCCAUGGCCCCCGAGCUGAAGCGGUGGGCUCAGCUGGUCGUCCUGUCCUGUGGAGACCGUCUCCCUACAGAGUCCAGGCUGGCUGCUGCUGACGUCCUCACCAGCACUGUGCCGUUGUUCCUCACCAACCCCCAUCCUGUUCUUGAGUUGCAGGAUACACUUGCUCUCUGGAAGUGUGUCCUUACCCUCCUGCAAAGUGAGGAGCAAGCCGUCAGAGAUGCAGCCACAGAAACUGUGACGACUGCCAUGUCACAAGAAAACACCUGCCAGUCAACAGAGUUCGCCUUCUGCCAGGUGGAUGCCUCCGUCGCCUUGCCUCUGGCCCUGGCCAUCCUGUGUGACCUGCUCCAGCAGUGGGACCAGCUGGCCCCCGGACUGCCCGUGCUGUUGGGCUGGCUGCUGGAAGAGGGGGCUGACCCUGCUGUCUGUGUGGAGAGCACACAGCAGGUGGAAGACGACUACCUGUUUGAAAAAUCCGAAGUCAACUUCUGGGCCGAGACCCUGAUCUUCGUGAAAUACCUCCGCCAGCACCUCCUCCGUCUCCUCUCCAGGUCGGCCUGGCGUCCCCCCAGCCCUGACACGCUCUGUCACCUUCAGAGGACGGCGUCAGAGCACCGCCUCCUCCUUUCUCAGCUCUUCAGAGAGCUUCCACCCGCUGCUGAGUUUUUGAAGACAGUGGAGUUCACGAGACUACGCAUUCACGAGGAAAGGACUUCGGCUUGCUUGAAGUUGCUGGCCUUUCUGGAAGGAAAGGAAGGGGAAGACACUCCAGCUCUCAGUGCCUGGGACAUUCCUGCGGAGGCAAGGCAGCUAACUCUUCCACGGGAGAAACAACAUGCUGAAGAAAGAAAAUCUGGCAGGGUGGGUGCGUGUGAAUUCUUCCUCCACUAGAUCUGCAGGAAACACGUUGAACGUAAAUUCAAAA
Carlito syrichta (Philippine tarsier) is the source of this 6311-nucleotide messenger RNA. It is a transcript of the gene THADA, whose product is annotated as THADA, armadillo repeat containing. Gene Ontology annotation, biological process: tRNA methylation. The transcript is spliced from 38 exons. Bases 371 to 6277 code for a protein of 1968 amino acids. Lineage: Eukaryota; Metazoa; Chordata; Mammalia; Primates; Tarsiidae. Gene Ontology annotation, cellular component: cytosol. The record is from RefSeq and is a predicted model, not a curated record.